Messenger RNA from Aphanomyces invadans, 1072 nucleotides. RefSeq lists its product as hypothetical. Gene Ontology annotation, biological process: tRNA guanine ribose methylation. The transcript is spliced from 6 exons. Bases 321 to 965 code for a protein of 214 amino acids. Lineage: Eukaryota; Oomycota; Saprolegniomycetes; Saprolegniales; Verrucalvaceae. Gene Ontology annotation, molecular function: RNA binding. The record is from RefSeq and is a predicted model, not a curated record.
GGCUCUUGUAUCGAUCACCAUGCUAACACGUCGCGACGUGGCGGCAGUGGCCGGGACUCUGGCGGCGGUGGCAGCGUAUUCGUACCUAUCCAAGUACAUCGUGCGAUGGAGAGGUGCAGAGUGCCGCAAGAAAAACCGCCUCGAAGUCGAGGAAGCGCACAGCGAAGACAUGGAUCACUGGUGACAAGCGUCUGUGAACGAAUUGGCCUGCUCAAACGACUUCUAGCGACGACAGCAUUCCUCGCCGUAUCCGCAAGGCUGAAACAGUUCUCCAACGCCGCACAGCACGCAUUCUGCUUGUCCUGGAAUCGAGCUGUGAUAUGUUCAACCAAAUGGCUGUACUGCGAACUGCCGAAUGCUUUGGCAUUCAACACGUGUGGAUUGUUGAGCCCGCCUUCUACAAACAUCACAAGGCCGAUCGCUUAAUUGCACGGGAAGCGACGGACUGGCUGUCCAUUCGUAGGUUCAAGACAUCCUCUGCAUGCAUCACUGCCCUUAGAGAAUCCGGCUACGACAUUUGGACAACGGAGCUGAGUCAGGAAGCCGUGUCGUUGGAAGCACCAGAGCUCAAGCUCCCCGACCGCGUCGCCAUUGUCAUGGGUCGCGAAGCGGACGGUGUUAGCCAGGAAAUGAUUGCUGCUGCCGACAAACGUGUAUACUUGCCGAUUCAUGGGUUUGCCGACUCGUUGAACUUGAACGUGGCGACAGGGCUGAUCAUUCAGCGCCUCUUCUUCAUUUGCCCUGAAGCUCGCGGUGCUAUGACCAAGACUGAACGCUCCGAACUCCGCGAAGACUGGUACCACCGAAUGGUCAAAGGCGACGAGAAGGCCGAGACGUUCUUGGCUAAUCCUCCUCCUGCAUAUGCCGACCUCCGACGUCCAGACGACCACCGAGGAGCAUGGAUGGGCAGCAAGACGAAACGAAAGAUCAAGGAGCGCGAAGCUCAGCUUAACGAGGAGGCCUAACUCGAGCAUACCUAGCGGUAUGCACCGACAAUUUAUGCCGCAGCUUACUUUCCAACGGCAUUCAAUUUUAUCCCGGAUAAAUCGCUUCUAUAUCCGUACUUCUUGAC